AUGCCCGAAUUUAUGCAUCCAUUUUUGAAUGUUAUUGUAGGAUUCGCAGGAGGAAUUACAACAGUUUCUCUUUGCGUAGCCUCCUACUUAAUAUCUCUUUAUGGAAUGAUCGAACUCUUAGAAGAAAACAGAAUAUUCUUCAAAAAAUUUUCAAAAGCUGUUGGAGUCUUUGUUGCCGUGCUAGGAUUAGCACUUCCAUUACGUGGACAUCCAUUUUAUGCAUUUUUACUCGCAAGUUGGUGGUGCACUUUAUUAUUUGAAAAAAUCCCUGUUUUCUCUCUUUAUCAGAGCUUAGCAAAUGGUAUUAUUUCAGCUAUUUACUGGAUACCUAAGUGCAUGGACGAAGAUGCAACACUUUUCCAAUCAUUCGGUGAUUUCACAGUAUUUGUACUUAUUCCUAUUAGUUUUUGCUUAGUUUUAUUCUCAAAAGAUAGCGAACAACUUACAGCAAGAGGAAAUAUUAAACUUUCAGGACCCCAGAUUCCACUUGGCUCUUGGCUAAAGAAAUUAGGAUCAACACUCUCGAACUUAUUAUGA
This is a messenger RNA of Trichomonas vaginalis G3, 537 nucleotides long. RefSeq lists its product as uncharacterized. The coding region runs from base 1 to 537 and encodes 178 amino acids. Lineage: Eukaryota; Parabasalia; Trichomonadida; Trichomonadidae. The transcript has a single exon. The record is from RefSeq and is a predicted model, not a curated record.